Actinia tenebrosa (Australian red waratah sea anemone) is the source of this 364-nucleotide messenger RNA. RefSeq lists its product as uncharacterized. The record is from RefSeq and is a predicted model, not a curated record. Gene Ontology annotation, molecular function: ABC-type transporter activity. Gene Ontology annotation, biological process: transmembrane transport. Gene Ontology annotation, cellular component: membrane. NCBI's taxonomy places the organism in Eukaryota, Metazoa, Cnidaria, Anthozoa, Actiniaria, Actiniidae.
AUGCUAUCUCCAGGUGGCAAUAAAUGUACAAUACUGAUUAAGCAGUUCCGUCUCGUGAAAAGUCUUCUGAUGGAUCUCUGUCUUGUUCUUCUUGCUGGUGGAAUGCUGGGAGCAUUGAGACGCAAUGCCACCUUGGAUAAGUUCUUUGUACUGCAAACGCUCAGCUCACUUGCCAUUGGUCUGACGGCCAUGUUGUCUUCACUGCGUUGUUUUGGUAACAAUAGGACUACUUUCUGGAGGGAAUCGUCUACCGGCAUCAAUCGCCUCAGCUACUUCCUGGCUGUGAAUAUCGUGCAACUACCUAUCAUAAUAAUCACGCCUAUGGUCUACCUCAGUCUGCUCUACCCCUUGGUUUCACCUCGAG